AUGUCACCGAUAAAGGAGCCCGAGGGCCAUCCACGUGACGUCAUCUCUUUGGCGCAGACGAUAGGACUGACGUCGGUCGGACCAUCCGCCUCUUGCUGUAGCUUAAGGUUGCCACGUGUGCUGUCACCAGGAUUAAAUGCUUGGUCUACCUUUCGACUGGCAGCGACCACGACCAUGAAGUAUAAUAAUACUGCAUUAAAACAAGAUUCUAGUCACCAUUUUGAUGCACCAACUCAACAUUUGAAAAAUCGACUACAGCCCAUCGAUGAAGAUGUUGACAACUUUGCACAGUUUCCAUUAGAUGAAACAUUGGUAUCCAGACUGCAUCAACUUGGUUUCAAUCGUCCUUUUCAAAUUCAAGCAGUUAGCCUUCCUUAUACAUUGAAUGGCAGAGAUGUAUUAGGGAAAGCCCUUACUGGUAGCGGUAAAACGUUAGCCUUUGCUUUACCAAUUAUUCAAAAAUUAUCGCAAGGUGAGAAAACGGGUAAUCCUCGAGCCAUCGUCAUUGCUCCUACAAGAGAGUUAUGUAGUCAAGUUCAUGGGUGUAUUGCUGAUUUAUCAAGUACAAUAAAAUCUGUUGCAUUGUAUGGUGGUACUGCUUACGGUCCUCAAACCUCAAAGCUAAGAAGAGGUGCUGAUGUUAUAUGUGCUACACCUGGACGAUUAAACGAUCACCUGAAGCGUAACAAUUUUGUUUUAGAUGAUGUUCAGUUAUUAAUUUUGGAUGAAGCUGAUGAAAUGUUGACCCCAAAUUUUAGAGAUAGCCCCCAAAACAAACAGGUUUUAAUGUUUGGUGCAACAAUGCCACGAUAUAUCAAAGAAAUUGCCAAGAAAUAUUUAAAAACUCCAGAAGUAAUCGACAUAACCAAAAAGGGUUCUCCAUUUCCCAAAACUGUAACCCAUAAGGCCGUCAAACUAUUAAACUGGAGUUGUCGUUCAUUAGCAGUUAGAAAUAUUAUCGAGGAAGAGGGUAUCCAGCGGUCGGUUGUAUUUGUAACAACAAAAGUGGAAGCCAACGAUUUAGCUCAAAAGAUCAAUGGUUUUGGCUUACCUGUUAAACCAUUACAUUCUGAUUUAAGUCAGAAUAAAAGAGAGGAAAUUAUAGAAGCAUUUAGAGUUGGAAAAUUAAAGGCAAUCGUUGCAACCGAUGUAGCUGCUAGAGGAUUAGAUAUUCCUGAAACUGAUUUAGUAAUUCAAGUUGCUCCACCACCUAACGGAUUUGACUUUUACGUGCAUCGUACUGGUCGCACAGGCCGUGCCGGUCGUUCUGGAGUUGCUGUACUAAUUUAUGGAUCCGAUCGCAAAGAUCGAUUAUUUUUAAAGGAGCUCAGACAGCAAGUACAAGUAGAGGAAAAAUCACCGUUAAAGUUUGAAGAAAUUGCAAAAUAUGCAAUUAGUGCCGCGGGUGAUAGACUUCAAGAGGCUGAUCAGAGAUCGAUAAAAUUUGCUUUACCAAAAGCGCAAGAACUCUUACAAAAAGAAGAAACUACUGACGGAAAUGGUCCUGCUGAUGUUUUAGCAAAAGCGUUGUUGGUUUUAGCAGAUUUACCGAGCUUAAAACCAAAAUGGAGUUCAGACGAUGCAGAUGACGACUGGGAUAGAAAGCGUUCUAAAAGGAAAUUUUCGAAUAAGGACGAUAAUUACUCUAGUAGGAGAUAUGAAAAUUUUGGUAAGAGUGAUCGCGAUUCUAGUAGGAGACGUGAAAAUUUUGGUAGGAGUGAGCGCGAUUCUAGUAGGAGACGUGAAAAUUUUGGUAGAGGCGAUCGUGAUUUUAGUAGGAAUCGUGAAAAUUUUGGUAAAGGUGAUCGAAAUUCUAGACGUCGAGAGUUUGGUAAAGAUUUUGAAUACACACGUUACCGAAAAGAUGGGAAUAGGGAUUCUAAAAUGGGUGAAGGAAGAGGAAGAUCGAAAGGAGACUGGGGUAAAAAAUUUAGCCGAGAAUUUUUUGAUGAGUAA
Molecule: messenger RNA, 1956 nt
Organism: Trichoplax adhaerens
Lineage: Eukaryota; Metazoa; Placozoa; Uniplacotomia; Trichoplacea; Trichoplacidae
Exons: 20
Coding region: 1-1956 (651 amino acids)
Molecular function (GO): nucleic acid binding; ATP binding; RNA helicase activity
Source: RefSeq, a predicted model, not a curated record